AUGGGUUCCUACGCUCCAGCUUCUACAAGCCAUAUGUCGGCUCCCCAGUUGCACCCAAACGUAAAACCCUCCACCGGUACCCCAGCCGAUAAUCUCAGAUUCCAAACCCAGACGAAUUGGCAGGCGGGAGCUUCUGCUCCAGCACACCCUCCUGGUCUUCAGCCACCGCCGCCCUCGCCCAGCCCGCAUGGACCAUCACCGUCAUCCUCGGGGCGUGCCAUACCCCCUUCAACCAGAGGCUCGGCUAGCACAACAUCCUCCAUUGCCAGCGGGCAGAAUGUUCCCCCACUCACACCUAAUUCCGUCGGAACAACCCCCUCAGGCUCGCUGCGAGGGAUCCCUCCUACGCCCAGAUCUCAACGCCCCAGGACAGGUUCCAUUAACAGCUCGCGAGUCCCGCCACAGUCGACUCGAAGCCACCCUACCAUGGCCCCCACCAUGGACACGUCGGCGCUGAGUCCCGGGGUUUCGAGUUUCUCUUUUGGCCGUCAAACUGGAUCUUCUUUCACGAGCGUGGAAUCGGGAGAGGACGCCACGGGCUCAACGCGUGGGCUUGCGCCCUCGAGUAGGCUCGGCAACAACUCUUCACCAUCUAUUGCGAGUCGGUCGAAUUCAUCCUUGAGCCAGUUCAGCUACACCAACAACAGCGCCGGUAGCCAGGGGGGCCAGCCCAUGGCUACCAAUCACCCGCAACAGCCCGUCGCGGGUGGCAGCCGUUUCCCAGGAGCAUACGGCGACCACGACACUAGUGCUAGUCAUCAAGCCAUGGGCGAAGGAGACGGGAAUUGGGGGGAAGAAGAAGAAGAACACUAUCCCGAAGACGAAGAGGACGACGACGAGGGGUUAUACGGCCAUGUCGAGGAUCCAACAUUCGCCACGCACACGGAGGACGACGAAGAAGAAGAUGAGAACGAUUAUCAGUACUAG
Fonsecaea nubica is the source of this 927-nucleotide messenger RNA. RefSeq lists its product as hypothetical. Bases 1 to 927 code for a protein of 308 amino acids. Lineage: Eukaryota; Fungi; Ascomycota; Eurotiomycetes; Chaetothyriales; Herpotrichiellaceae. The record is from RefSeq and is a predicted model, not a curated record. The transcript has a single exon.